GUUUUGUCGUAAUUUCCCCUGUCGUUUUAUUUCCUUUGUCUCUCCCCCACUCCCUUCCCCUUCCCCCCCGAAACCCUGAUCGUGAAUAACAAUAACAAAAAAAUAAAAACGUGUUUUUAGAUCAGAAGGGACGUUGGUUUAGGGCGGCGGCGACCUAAAGCGCGUUGAAUUAUCGGACGUUCCGUUGAGACGUGAAGCGGCGGAAUUGUUUUUCCGUUGGGAGGAAGAGGGGCGGCUUUUUUUUUUUGUUGAUGUUUUUGAUGGGCGAUCUCCGAGAUUGGUCGCCUGAACCAAACGGCGUCUCGUCAAGAGACAGGUAUUCAUCGUCAUCAUCUUCAUCAUCGAAUCAAGCGGGGAUUAGUGCGGAGUAUUGGAGAAAAGCCGAGGAAGCAACGCAGGGGAUCAUAGCCCGUGUCCAGCCAACUGUUGUUUCCGAAGAGAGGAGAAAAGCGGUUAUCGAUUACGUUCAGAGAUUAAUUAGAAAUUAUCUUGGUUGUGAGGUAUUUCCAUUUGGGUCAGUGCCCUUGAAGACCUAUCUUCCUGAUGGAGAUAUUGACUUGACAGCCUUCGGUGGCUUAAACUUUGAGGAGGCUCUGGCAAAUGAUGCUUGUUCUGUCCUUGAAAGAGAAGAUCGUAACACUGCUGCUGAGUUUGUGGUGAAGGAUGUUCAAUUAAUUCGGGCAGAGGUUAAGCUUGUAAAGUGUUUAGUGCAGAAUAUUGUGGUGGAUAUCUCAUUCAAUCAAUUAGGAGGGCUAUGCACCUUGUGCUUUCUUGAGCAGGUUGAUCGUCUUAUCGGACAAGAUCAUCUAUUUAAACGUAGUAUUAUACUUAUCAAGGCUUGGUGCUACUAUGAGAGUCGUAUUCUGGGGGCUCAUCAUGGCUUGAUUUCUACCUAUGGUUUGGAGACUUUGGUGCUGUACAUUUUCCAUCUAUUCCAUUCAUCCCUAGAUGGCCCUUUGGCGGUUCUGUAUAAGUUUUUGGAUUACUUUAGCAAAUUUGAUUGGGAAAAUUACUGCAUUAGUUUAAAUGGUCCAAUCCCUAUAUCCUCCCUACCAGAUAUUGUGGUUGAGACGCCUGAAAAUGGUGGGGGAGAUUUGCUGCUUAGCAAUGAUUUUCUCAGGGAAUGUGUGGAAACAUUUUCAGUUCCAUCAAGGGGAUUUGACGCUAAUUCACGCAUAUUCCCUCAAAAGCAUCUAAAUAUAGUAGAUCCUCUAAAAGAAAACAAUAAUCUUGGUCGCAGUGUGAGCAAAGGGAACUUUUACCGAAUAAGAAGCGCUUUCACUUAUGGGGCUCGGAAGCUAGGGCAGAUUCUUUCCCAGUCUGAAGAAACCCUAGGAGAUGAACUUCAUAAGUUUUUCUCGAACACUCUGGAUAGGCAUGGAAAUGGACAGAGGCCUGACGUUCAAGAUCCUGCUCCAUUGUCUAGAUUCAGAGGACUUGGUGCAACACCAUCAGUGUCAGGUACAGAGUCAUGUCAAGAAGAUCAAAACUUUUAUGAAUCAGAAUCUUCAAAUUCAAGUACUGUGACUGGAAAUUAUAGAUCUUCUGAUAAUGAGGGGUCAUUGUACAAAGUCUAUAAUGGUAAUAUGUCUGAGAGGGAAACAGAUGUUGGUAUAACCUUUAAGGAGCCACAGGGUUCUGCAAAUGCAUCAAGUAUUUCACAAAUCCGUCUCACAGGGGAUGCUAAAGACCUGGCAACCUCCAGAAUUCAAGGUCUUGUAAUUUCAAAUGAUGCACAUAAAUCUUGCCCUCCAAAUGCAGCGGACGUUUUUCCCUCAGGUACUGUAAGGCAUGCACCUCAUCUCUAUUUUUGUAACUCGUCUUUGGAUAAUGGAGAGAUAAGAAAUGGAAAUGUGGAGUGCAAACAGUCUGAAAAUUCUGUUUUGUCUGAAGAGAAUGCGACUUCUGGUAUUCUUGGUGAAAGCAGUGAGAAGAUGGGUGCUGAUGUACAUGGUGAUCACAGUGAGAAUCUGUCGGUUUCUAGUAGAGGGGUUCCGUCCCCUGUUGGGCCGAAGAAUCAUCCAUUGAGUUUGAAAUCUGCUUGGUCAUCUGAGGAUCUAUAUCCUGGGUAUUCUAGUAAUCCAGCUUCAUGUAGUGCUGCUCCAAGUCGGGAACUUUUGAGCUCAUUGUCUGAUCUCUGUGGGGAUUACGAUGCUAACAUACGCAGUUUGAGUUAUGGCCAGUGGUGGUUUGACUAUGCCUUUAGUGCAGCUGUUCCUCCAAUGUCUUCACCUUUGGUUUCUCAGUUCCAGAGCAAGAACUCAUGGGAUGUAGUACGCAAGUCAGGGCAGUUCAGGCGAAAUGCAAUUUCCCCAAUGAAUACCAACGGUGGUGUCCCUCGACAAGCCUACUAUCCUAUUAACCCUCCAGUUCUACAUGGUUCUGGCUUCGGAAUAGAAGAAAUGCCAAAGCCUCGAGGAACAGGGACAUACUUCCCCAAUCCCAAUACGAACUAUUACAAGGAUAGGUCCUUGACAGCAAGGGGAAGGAAUCCAGCAUCGGCAAGAUCUCCUCGCAACAAUGGCCGUGCCAUUACGUCCCCAGAGCCAAAUUCACCAGAGAGAAAUAACCGUGAGGUGGCACAAAUGCAUUCCGUAAAUCAGGGUGUUGGAAAAUCAGGGUCAUCGGAACUCCGCCACUCUGGUUCUGAAAAAGCAUUAUCCCCUAAUUCCAAUGGCUCAAUGCAUCAACCAGACAGGCUUGUAGAAUUCGGGUCAAUGAGGGCCCUACCUUUGGUGCCAACCUUUACAGAAACUGGCAAGCCGCAUAAUCCAGGAUCUCCUAACGCUCAAAACUCAACUGGAAUGGAAAGGCUAAAAUCAGCCGCGAGCAUGGAUCAAGACAGGAUACUUGUACAAUCAUUCCAUUUAAAAAACGAAGAAGAUUUCCCUCCUUUAUCCAUCUGAAAAUCGCCGAAGAAUAGAGACAGGUAAAAACUCUAACAAAAGCCACAAAGCCUGAGCCCUCAGCUCGUGUGAAUAUUGCUCUCGGAAUAUAGCCAUAUUCCGAAGCUCGUUUACAUGUAUGGAGUUUGAUUAGUUUUUGUGUGGUUCAAAGGCGUAUAAUGUACAUUUCAACUAAUUUUAUUUUGGUCCCUUUUUAAAUCUGGUCGUAGCUGUACUUUUUAUAGUGAGUUAUUGAUGUAUAGGAUUGUUGAAUUAUGCCUUCUCUUUUGUUGUUAAUUUUGCCCAGGUUUUGAUAUCUUUGCCACUGGUUUUCUGGCAAAGAAAAAAAAGUAUAGAAACAGAUAUUGUUAUUGCUCAUUGUUGAUGUAACUUUAUACUGUCAAAUAGUCUUCUUUUAGCUGUC
Molecule: messenger RNA, 3309 nt
Organism: Gossypium raimondii (Peruvian cotton)
Lineage: Eukaryota; Viridiplantae; Streptophyta; Magnoliopsida; Malvales; Malvaceae
Exons: 9
Coding region: 252-2906 (884 amino acids)
Source: RefSeq, a predicted model, not a curated record